AUGGGAAGCUGCUCAAGCAAGAAUAAAAUUGUAAAUAAGCAAGCAAUUAUUACUACAAAAAACAAUCCUUCUAGUGCAGCACAUGAAUCACAAGACUCUGCUGGAAAUAAAAAUCCUGAAUUUGGGAAAGGAAAAAGCAGCAUAAGUGUUUCUGAGAAUCUUGAAAAGAAAAAAGGAACAGACACAGAAACCUCAUUACCAUAUCUAAAAAAUGACACUAAAUUAAUUGCUUCUGUGCGAUCCCCUGACAAUUUUGAAUAUGCCUCGAAAAAUUACGAGCUUAGGAGAUUUGAACUGAAUGUACAAAUCACUAUUAAUUUGUUAAUUCAAAAAGUUACAAAUGGGAUAGGGAAUUAUAAAGCCUACACAAGCAAUAUUAGAAUUUUGAUAGGGAUAGCAAGGCUUUCAGAUUAUGUUAUAAAGCUAGGCCAAUGCAUCUAUAUCUGCCCUGAUUUCCCUGAGAAAGAAAAUUAUGCAAUUUUUCCGACUAAUGAUUGUUAUGAUGAGCCUUAUCAAUUGGCUGAGGUAAAAGAAGGUAUUAAUUUUUUAGUGCAAUGCUGCAAUGAAAGAUGCAAAGCAUAUGAGAGAUUGGUUGUCUGUUCUUUAGGAUUUGGGACUUUUUAUUAUUCUGAUUCAGUUGAAAGUCUAAAAUGUCCUUAUUGUAAAAAAUUUAUUGAUAAGGUCGAGUCUGUAGGAUUUUAUAAAUGCUUUUGAGUAUUAACAAAGAGAGAUGCUUUUAGUGGAAAGAUAAGUGAUGUUGAGGAGCAGCUUGCCUGGAAUCAAACUUUGGUUGAAAAUUUUGAAGAGAUUGGACAAAUGGAUUUGAAUUACUUAACAUUGGAGAAAAUAAAUAUUUUUAAAAUAAUAGCAUACAUAUUAAUUAUUAUUUUUUGUUAAAAACAUUGAAAAAUUAUUUAUUUUAAAAAGAUGCAGGUUAGUUAUUAAAGUGAGAAAAAUUCCAGAUUAUGAGGUCUAUCUCUUUAAAAGUGAUGAUAUUUCUGAAAAUUAA
Molecule: messenger RNA, 1009 nt
Organism: Blepharisma stoltei
Lineage: Eukaryota; Ciliophora; Heterotrichea; Heterotrichida; Blepharismidae
Source: the annotation of a GenBank genome assembly